AUGGUUUCUGUGCAGGAAGCAGGAAGCAUGAAGCCAGUCUUCUGUGGGAACUUUGAGUAUGAUGCGCGUGAGGGUGAUUUGGAACGGCUAUUCAGGAAAUACGGCAAGGUUGAGAGGGUCGAUAUGAAAUCUGGAUUUGCGUUCGUGUACAUGGAAGAUGAAAGGGAUGCUGAAGAUGCAAUCCGAGCGCUUGACCGCUUUGAAUUUGGGCGUAAGGGACGCAGACUUCGUGUUGAGUGGACAAAGAGUGAACGUGGAGGUGAUAGAAGAUCAGGUGGUGGUUCAAGGAGAUCUUCAUCCGGCAUGAAACCUUCCAAGACUCUGUUUGUGAUCAACUUUGAUGCGGAUAAUACCAGGACCCGGGAUCUGGAGAGACACUUUGAGCCGUACGGCAAAAUCGUAAACGUUAGAAUCAGGAGGAAUUUUGCUUUUAUCCAGUACGAGGCACAAGAGGAUGCCACCAAAGCACUGGAUGCUACAAACAACAGUAAGCUGAUGGAUAAGGUGAUCUCGGUGGAGUAUGCUGUGAAGGACGAUGACGCAAGAGGGAAUGGGCACAGUCCUGAUCGUCGCCGUGACAGGUCGACUGAAAGGAGAAGGCGAUCACCGAGUCCUUACAAAAGAGAAAGAGGAAGCCCUGAUUAUGGCCGAGGUGCGAGUCCCGUUGCUGCAUACAGAAAGGAAAGGACCAGUCCUGAAUAUGGACGAAGACGUAGCCCAAGUCCUUACAAGAAAUCAAGGCGUGGUAGUCCCGAGUAUGGUCGGGACCGCAGAGGCAAUGAGAGCCCUCGCAGGAGGGAGAGAGUCGCGAGCCCGGCUAAGUACAGCCGCAGUCCGAGCAACAGGAGAGAGAGGGUGAGCCCUAAUCACAGCCCGGUGAAGAAGGAAAGCCCGAGAAAUGGAGUCGGUGAAGUUGAAAGCCCACAUGAAAGGAGGGAGAGGGAGAGAUCAAGGUCUAGCCCUGAGAAUGGCCAAGUCGAAAGCCCUGGCUCUAUUGGGAGAAGAGACAGCGAUGGUGGCUACGAUGGUGUAGAGAGCCCGAUGCAGAAGAGCCGGUCUCGUUCGCCUCCAGCUGAGGAGUGA
Microthlaspi erraticum is the source of this 1083-nucleotide messenger RNA. The record is from the annotation of a GenBank genome assembly. Lineage: Eukaryota; Viridiplantae; Streptophyta; Magnoliopsida; Brassicales; Brassicaceae.